UUUUCCUUCUGCUUCCAGCACCGAGUGGAUUUACUUCAGCUGAUGAUUAACUCUCAGAAUUCCAAAGAAACAGACUCCCAUAAAGGUAAACAAGGCAUGCUUCAGAGGGGCAGUGAUGGGGAGGCUCAGAGGCAGUUGACCACCUUAACUUGGAACACUUGGUUAAAAUUGUUUCUGAAAAUCAUCACAUCUCUUGGCAGUUCAUACUGUGAUUCAGUAGUUUUUGCAACUCCCACCUAUGAUGCCCUGGCUCAGAUGGAGUAUCUUGACAUGGUGAUGAAUGAAUCCCUCAGACUAUUCCCAAUUGCUGGUAGACUUGAGAGGGUCUGUAAGAAGGAUGUGGAAAUCAGUGGGGUGUUCAUUCCCAAAGGAACAGUGGUGAUGGUGCCAAGCUUUGUUCUUCACCUAGACCCGACGUACUGGACAGAGCCAGAGGAGUUCCGUCCUGAAAGGUUUAGCAAGGAGAACAAGGACAGGAUAAAUCCUUACAUAUACACACCCUUUGGAAGUGGACCCAGAAACUGCAUCGGAAUGAGGUUCGCUCUCAUGAACAUGAAAAUUGCUCUCGUCAGAGUUCUGCAGAACUUCUCCUUCAAACCUUGCAAGGAAACACAGAUUCCUGUGGAACUAGAUUUUCAAGGAAUUAUUCAACCAAAAAAUCCCAUUAUUUUAAAGGCUGAGUUGAGAGAUGGGACUGUAAGUGGAGCCUGACUUUCCCUAAGGACUUACACUUUGUUCUUCAAGGAAGUCAUAUCCCCUGACACCAGAGAUCUCAGUGUACUUUGUGAAUAAACAAAACAGAAAUGAAGAUGGGCUUAA
Messenger RNA from Myotis davidii, 819 nucleotides. Its product is annotated as cytochrome P450 3A12. Gene Ontology annotation, molecular function: testosterone 6-beta-hydroxylase activity; iron ion binding; heme binding. NCBI's taxonomy places the organism in Eukaryota, Metazoa, Chordata, Mammalia, Chiroptera, Vespertilionidae. Gene Ontology annotation, biological process: oxidative demethylation; steroid metabolic process. The transcript is spliced from 5 exons. The annotation marks the transcript as partial. The record is from RefSeq and is a predicted model, not a curated record.